AUGACUUCUCUUACCGCCCCUCGCUCGUCCUGGCCGCUCCAGUCCGACGCGGCGUCCAGCAUCUCUGCCUCGCUCACCGAGACCGCUCCUUCCUCGCCUCGCACGCCCACUCGCCCGACCAUCUCUGCGCCACGACCGAGGCGCGUACAACUCGUUGCACCUGUCCUCGAAGACCGCCCGAUCAGCCAAGUGGCGAGCGAUGGCGGCGACGACUCGCCUCCGAGGAGGACCUUGGACGGGAGCGCGAAGGCUCGAGCACGUCUGUCGCCAGACGGGCAGGACGGAUGGGCGAUGUACAGUGCAGGUCGCAGCGAUGCCGGCGCGACGCUCAGCCCAUCCCCGUUGCGCUGGACGAGCUCGUCGGGCGCCUCUUCCCUCGGUACAGUCGUCUACGAAGAUUGGCCCGUCCCGGCGACUUCGGUCCCUCGUCUUCUUUUCUCGCCACCUCCGCGACAGACUCACGAUGCUAUAGAGACCGCUCCGAAGCCAGUGCAGCCCGUCUCGGUCGGAGUCGAGGCGGAGGAGGAGCGUUUCGAGCGGUGUGGAAAGCGCUGGUCGCUCUACACGACCGAGAACGUCGAGCGGCUUCUGCCCGACGACGUCUUUGCAUCGACUCUCCGACCGACCGCAACGCAGCGAGCACGGUUGAGCCGCCCUCAGGGUCUCUACCUCACUCCGCCCUCGAGGCAGACGCCGCUCACCUCGCCUGUCUCUCUCGCUUCCGCGCGCGCCAUCGACGCCAGCGUUACCCAAGACGACUUUGCCUUUCUUCCGACAUCGCCUGUUGCGCCCGACAGGACUUUCACUCCGUCGCCCGUCGAAACCGGCUGCGCACUCCUGCACGUCCUGCCCUGGCGCAAGCGUCGACGUGCAGCCUCUUCUCCUUCUUCCGACGUGUCUCAUGCGCCAGUCGCGCGAUCUCCGCCUGAACUCGCACACCUAUCGAUCUCUCGCACGACCUCGCCAGGCUUCCUCGCCCUCCUCGGCCGCUCACCUCCCGUCCCCGAAUUCGAGCUCGUCGCUCGUCCUUCUCCUGUCGCUGGUUCUUUCGACGGCGAGAACGUCCCGCUCGGCCCGCAGGGGUACAGGCGAGUCGUCGUCCCUCGACCCAACGUCAAGCCCGGCAGGCAACCUCACGAUUUGUCGCCUCCGCCUGGGCCGCCUUCUCCUCGUCGCCCCCCUCUUCGCUCGACACCGAUGGAAGCCACGCCUGCUCGCGACGAUGGAGAGCCAGAGGUCGUCGAGGCGAGCACUUCGCGGCGGGACAAGGGGAAAGGACGAGCGGUCGGCUGGGCUCUCGGUUGA
Rhodotorula toruloides NP11 is the source of this 1305-nucleotide messenger RNA. RefSeq lists its product as uncharacterized. Bases 1 to 1305 code for a protein of 434 amino acids. The record is from RefSeq and is a predicted model, not a curated record. The transcript is spliced from 2 exons. NCBI's taxonomy places the organism in Eukaryota, Fungi, Basidiomycota, Microbotryomycetes, Sporidiobolales, Sporidiobolaceae.